Messenger RNA from Coregonus clupeaformis (lake whitefish), 859 nucleotides. Its product is annotated as calcium/calmodulin-dependent protein kinase type II delta 2 chain-like. Bases 1 to 801 code for a protein of 266 amino acids. Gene Ontology annotation, molecular function: calcium/calmodulin-dependent protein kinase activity; calmodulin binding. Gene Ontology annotation, biological process: protein phosphorylation. The record is from RefSeq and is a predicted model, not a curated record. The transcript has 10 exons. NCBI's taxonomy places the organism in Eukaryota, Metazoa, Chordata, Actinopteri, Salmoniformes, Salmonidae.
AUGUAUAGAUCAAGUGUCCCCCUGGGUCUACCCUCAAGCACUCUGGAGAAACCUGUCCACUGUCUCCUGGGUCUCUCCUCAACCACUAUGGAGAAACCUGUCCACUGUCCCCUGUCUCCUGGGUCUCCCAUCAACCACUGUGGAGAAACCUGUCCCCUGUCCCCUGGGUGUGUGUCCCUUCUACUCCCUCCUCCUCAGUCCAGAGAACCCCAGACCACAGUGAUCCACAACCCAAUAGAUGGGAACAAGGAGUCUAUAGAGAGCGCAAACACCAUCAUCGAGGACGACGAUGUCAAAGUCCUCUGUUUUGGGAACUUGGUGGGUAAUGUGUGGAGCUCUAAGGGUCGUUCCACCCAGUCCUCUGAGCCCAGGCGGAAUCCCUCCUCUUCAGGACAGACUCGGAAGCAGGAAAUUAUCAAAGUCACAGAGCUGCUGAUCGAAUCCAUCAACAACGGAGACUUCGAGGCCUACGCGAAGAUCUGUGAUCCGGGUCUGACGGCGUUUGAGCCAGAAGCUCUGGGGAACCUGGUGGAGGGACAUGACUUCCAUCGCUUCUACUUCCACAACGCCCUGUCUAAAGGUAACAAGCCAGUGCACACCAUCCUCCUCAACCCUCACGUCCAUCUGAUUGGUGAGAACGCUGCAUGCAUCGCCUACAUCCGUCUGAGCCAGUAUAUGGACGGCGGGGGGAUGCCUCGCACCAUGCAGUCGGAGGAGACCCGCGUCUGGUGUCGCAGAGAGGGAAAGUGGCAGAACAUUCACUACCACCGCUCCGGCUCGCCCAGUGUACCAUCCCAUUAAUGGAAUAUCAAGCUUCAGUCUAAACUCCAAGACAGGCACCAAUCAACUAGCCAACCCC